GACAGGUGCUGAAAUGCAGUCCGCUUUCGUUCUACCUAACCGUAGUGGAUUAUAAAGCUCGUUUGUUUGCUCAGACUUGUUAGUGUGAAUUUUUUACUUUCAGUCGUUCGUCUGAGAGCUGUUGGCUUUGUUUAAAAGCGUUAAACGUCUGAGCUGCGGCGUAACAGGAAGCUAAUGCAGUUAGCUUUAGCGCUUGUUUGAACGGAUUUUGUCUGAAAUAAAAGUUUCUGGAACAUUUAGCAAAGAUGUCUCAAGUUCAAAUGCUGAGAUCGGAAGAGGAAAACGACCGACAGCAGAAACGACGGGACGCUGACGUCCAGUUACACAAAGCAGAUGUCCAGCAGCUGGUGGUGAAAGAAGAAGAGGUUCUCCCUGAGCAGUUGGAGAGAAGCUCCAGUUGGAACCAGGAGGAGCCACUAGAACCAGCACACAUUAAAGAGGAACAGGAGGAACUGUGGAUUAAUCAGGAGAGAGAGCACCUUCAAGGAGCAGAGGAGAGUGAUAUCAUCGCGUUCACAUUUAAUCCUGCCUCUGUAAAGAGUGAAGAGGAAGAUGGAGAGAAACCUCAGUCUUCACAACUUCAUGAAAUCCAAAGUGAAGAGAACAGAGAUCCAGGGUACUUGAAAACAGAAUCUGUUGGAGAGGACUGUGGAGGAUCAGAAGCAGACAGAGACUUUAAUCCAGACUAUCAUUUACAGGCAGUCACUCUUGACAAGACCUCACACCUCUCUGGAUCUGAUACUGAUGACAGCGCUGAUUGGGAGGAGAGUUAUGAACCCCAGGAAGGUUUAACCCAAGUACAAAGCAAAGACAGAGCUGUGAGUGAUGAGAAAUGUGAAACUGGAGAUACAUCAGUUAGCUCCUCUGACUGUGCUUCAAGCUUUGGACAUAAGAAAUGCCAGAAAAAGCACAAAGGAGAUAAACCAUUCAGAUGUUCUGUUUGUGGUAAAAGAUACCCUCUUGAAAAAAAUUUACGACAACACAUGCGACGUCAUUCGGUAGAAAAACCUUUCACCUGCUCAGUUUGUUCGAAAAGUUUUCUCUGGAGAGCAGAGAUGGUGGCACACAUGAGAGUCCACACAGGAGAGAAACCAUUCAGCUGUUCAGUCUGUGGUAAAACAUUCAAGCAAGUUGGAUCACUUAAAAAACACUCUGUGGUCCAUACAGGGGAGAAACCGUUUAGUUGUUCAGUCUGUGGUGAAAGUUUUUCUAAUCGAAUUAAUCUGAUAAAACAUUCUUUUGGCCACACAGGAGAGGAACCUUUCAAAGGAUUCCUGCAGAUCCUUGAAAAGUCUUAAAUUUGACAUUGGACAUUUAAGGCCAUAAAAAGACUUUAAAACUCUGAUUUUUGCAAGUGAGAGAUCUUUAAGUUUAGAAGACAUAUUAACUAAGAUAUGUCUUUGUUCACUCUUCGUUUUCUAGACAACCUUCUACAUUUUAAUCAUUCUUUUUUGUAUGUAAUGUUUGUCUACAUAACAUUCAACAGCAUUUAGAGCACUGCUGCUGGUACAUAACCUGUGUGUGAGCGGUUCCCAGUAAGAAUCUUUCAGUGUUAGAGAGAUAUUACUGAACUAGUUAAAGAAAAGAAGAACGUUGUCAAGUUCUCUGUCCAUAUGUUCAUACUCGCUCCCUCAUGUCAGCAUCUCUUUCCCUCACUAUGUAGAAUAAUGAGUCGAGAUAUCCUGUUUGAAUUGAUAUUUAGCAAUAUCUCAUACUAUUAAUUAGCAAUGAUCUCAUACUGGCUAAUCAGCAUUUUAGCGCAUCAUAUGAAAAUCCUGAUGUUUUACCAGAUGUUUUACCACCAUUAUGGACAAAUUAAUUAGCAAAAAAGCCUAUGCUGGUAAUAGAACAGCAGAAACAAGACAAAUUAUCUUUGAAGCUAUAGUACUAGUCACGGAUGCAGGUAGAGAAAGUGAGUAUAAAAGAGUUAGCAUGCUACAGUCAGUUUUUAAGGUUUUCAAACUGUUAGAGUGUAUCAAUUAAAGGGUGUAUGCAUUUAAAGUCUUUCUGUGCAACAUUAACAAGUCAAUCCCUGUUUGGGGGAAAAUGGUACAUUACACCAUUUCAUUUUUGGCAUCAUGCAUUCUAGCUUUGGAUAGUUUUUAUUUUUUAGGUGUGAAAGCAGGAAACAGACCUCUCAUGAUUUGUGUUUUAUAUGAAACUACUCGAUUUUAAAAUGAAAAUGCUUAAAAAUGACAAAUUCAAGUUAUCUGGAAUGUUAGCGUUAUAAAAGAUUGAUCUUUUUUGAUUGAUAAUCAGUUUUGUAUUUCUUACUGAAUUUCUUUCCACAAAUUGUUGGAUAAAUAUUCUCCAGAAUUCUGUGAAUUCAGUGUUGGGUGCUCCGCCAGACCCUUCUCAUUUUAUAGCACUCACCAUGAUUAAGAUUUUAAGAAUACACCGCUUUCCACAUUAUUAAGCAAAUGACAUUUUUCUCUUAUUUUCCGAAAUCUUAAUGCAAAUGACAGUCAGAGUAUUUUUCAAGUCAUCAGCCAUUAGAGCAUAAUUCAAAUGUUUUUGAACAAACUUCAUGAUAACCAUUACUUUUUUAGAAAUAGAAACCGCAAAAUGCACUUUUCCACAUUAUUAUGCCCAACAGAGUUUUAAAACAUUUUUUUGGUUGAAAAUGGUCAUUUGUUUAAUUUGCAGCAUUAGGAGGUCAUAUUUACUGAAAUCAAAGCUAUUUCAAUCAAAAGAAUCUUAACAGGCCAAGUUCCAUGUUAACAUAGGAGCCCUUCUUUGAUAUCACCUUCACUAUUCUUGCAUCCAUUGAACUUGUGAGUUUGCUUGAAUGCUAGAUGUCACAAUAUCCUCCCAGAGCUGCUGUUUUGAUGUGAACUGUCUCCCACCCUCAUAGAUCUUUAGCUUGAGGAUGCUCCAA
Molecule: messenger RNA, 2878 nt
Organism: Cheilinus undulatus (humphead wrasse)
Lineage: Eukaryota; Metazoa; Chordata; Actinopteri; Labriformes; Labridae
Product: zinc finger protein 135-like
Exons: 2
Coding region: 246-1298 (350 amino acids)
Biological process (GO): regulation of transcription by RNA polymerase II; central nervous system development
Cellular component (GO): nucleus
Molecular function (GO): RNA polymerase II cis-regulatory region sequence-specific DNA binding; DNA-binding transcription factor activity, RNA polymerase II-specific
Source: RefSeq, a predicted model, not a curated record